ACCAACUUGCGAGAGCACGUUCAGUUGUUUCGGAUCCGCCUCACGGAACGCACGCAUUUCUCUUAGGUAUACGGAAUAACUUUUCGUAACUUCAACAUGACGUUACGCUGCGUGCUCGCGGUGUUGGCUUUGGUUGGGGCCACGUUAGCCGGACAGGAGGUCACCGAACUUAAGGUUGAUGUGGUAAGCGUCCCAGAAGGAUGCACCGAAAAGUCUAAGCAGGGCGACAUGCUGACCAUGCACUACACGGGCACCCUCGACGACGGGCACAAGUUCGAUUCCAGUUAUGACCGCGAUCAGCCCUUCAGCUUCCAGAUCGGUGUAGGCCAAGUUAUUAAAGGAUGGGACCAAGGUCUACUGAACAUGUGCGUAGGUGAGAAACGCAAAUUGACCAUUCCAUCGUCGCUCGGCUACGGUGAGCGUGGGGCCGGUAAUGUGAUCCCCCCGCAUGCUACUCUCCAUUUCGACGUUGAGUUGAUCAACAUUGGCGACUCGCCUCCGACCACCAACGUGUUCAAAGAGAUCGACGCUGAUAAGGACAACAUGCUUUCUAGGGAAGAAGUGAGUAUCGAGUUAGCGUUCCAAGCAAUGGAUACCAAUUGGGACAAAGAAUUGUCUCGCGAGGAGGUCAGCGAAUACCUGAAGAAGCAGAUGGUGCCCCCUGAUGGUGUUGAAAUGAGCGAAGACAUCAAGCAGAUGUUGGAGAGCCACGACAAGCUUGUAGAGGAAAUAUUCCAACACGAGGAUAAAGACAAGAACGGCUUCAUUAGCCACGAGGAGUUCUCUGGACCUAAACAUGAUGAACUCUAAGUCUUUACAUUUAGUAACUAAUUUCCACUCCCACGAAUAUUCUAGUAAUUUAUAUUUCGAGGGAGAACUGCCUAUAAGACUUUCGAGUGUGAGUGUUCAUUAAACACCGAUUUUUAGAUUCAAAUUCAGUAUAGAUAGGGUUGUCAUAUAUAAAGUCAACUGAGAAGAAUAUGAUAUCUUUAGAACGACUUUUUGACGUUGACUUUUACUGUAUCUCCAUAUAUUACUAGUAUAAGUACUGUGUAGGUGUAAGAACAAUAAAUAAUGCAAGUCAUUGUUUUGAUGUGUAGGUACAAUAAUAUUUGUUUAAACUAAUUCUGUUACUUUAAAUUUUAGUAUGUUUAUUAUGGUUUUCUUUAAAAUCCAUCGGAUGGCAACCCUUUAUACCUAAAACACCAUACUGUCACAACUCGGUCUGCAGUUGAAUGUGGGCUUCCAUACGCAUUCUCCAUUAUGUGACGCGUGUGUGAGAGUCAUUUUUAAACAAGUUUUGUUGAGUCUUUUGUACUUAGUUUACCUAUGUUGUUGACGUAACUAUGAAUUUGUUAUAAUGUUAGGAUUAUAUAUAUUGUAAUAAAUACUUAGACUAAAUAUUUAGUCGUAUAUAUACAAAUCUAAUUUCAAGCAUAAUAUUAAUCUAAAUUCGUUUUGUAUAAAAUUACUUUCUCCUUCAGUGUUGCCAUUCUAUUGAUGGUUUCAUUCAAAAGUAAGCCUUAUAUCCUGUCAAUUAAACUCUGAAUUCUGUAUUGUAUCUGAAUACAUUUCUUAUUUGGUCGUUAACUAUUCAAUCAGGGUCCUACCUUAAGUUGUAUCUUCAUUAUAAGUUGUAAAUAUUUACAGUUAUCGAAAUUUGUCUGUAUGAAAUGUAUUGAAAUAUCAACACAAUAUUGUAUUACUUGCAUAAUCAAUACGAUUGUAAUCAAUUGCAUAAUCAAUAUUACAUAUUUAACUCUUAUUCUGUAUUAGGUACUUCUAUAAAUAGAAGGCAAGGAUAAAUUUAUAGGAUACUGCAUAUGAAUAACUUUUCAAUUACGUAUGUACACGAUGUUAUACACAUUAUUGAUAUAACUCCAUUCAAUGUUCAUUCCGCUGAUAUAAUAAACAUAUUUAAAG
This is a messenger RNA of Achroia grisella, 1923 nucleotides long. RefSeq names its product FK506-binding protein 2 (gene Fkbp14). The transcript has 4 exons. The coding region runs from base 97 to 810 and encodes 237 amino acids. NCBI's taxonomy places the organism in Eukaryota, Metazoa, Arthropoda, Insecta, Lepidoptera, Pyralidae. Gene Ontology annotation, molecular function: peptidyl-prolyl cis-trans isomerase activity; calcium ion binding. The record is from RefSeq and is a predicted model, not a curated record.